Molecule: messenger RNA, 653 nt
Organism: Rhipicephalus sanguineus (brown dog tick)
Lineage: Eukaryota; Metazoa; Arthropoda; Arachnida; Ixodida; Ixodidae
Product: retinol dehydrogenase 7
Molecular function (GO): oxidoreductase activity
Source: RefSeq, a predicted model, not a curated record
AGCUCUGGGCUGUGGUGUGCAACGCGGCCAUAAUGAACAGCGGCCUCGUCGAAUGGUUGACGAUGGCAAGCAUCACUCGCAUCUUUGACGUCAAUGUCUUCGGCGUGGUGAGGGUGGUGAAGAGGUUCCUACCCAUGCUCAAGGAGACCCACGGACGGGCAGUCAUCGUCACCAGCAAUCUUUCUCACUUCACACUGCCGUUUACUACGCCAUACGCGAUGACUAAACACGCGGUUCAGUCCUUGGUCGACGGUUUAAGAAGAGAGUGCCAUGGCAAGGGAGUCGACGUCGUAGCUGUUGAGCCCCUGACAUACAGGUCUAAAGUUACUGACGCCGUAGGCUGCCUCGCUGCCGUGGAGAAGGAAUUCAAGAGUCAGCCCGCCGAAGUUACGGCCGGCUUCAACGCCCAAGAACUGCACGACUGGACGCGCUCAGUCAAAGCGCUCUACGACUGGAGGAUCAAGGACGACAUCGAAGACCUGGUCGACCAAAUGGUCCUGGCCGUCAGGGAGACAGAUCCCAAGACUCGAUACCGGACAAUGGCCGUCUUCGACUACGCUUGGGUCACGUGCCUCAGGAUGCUUCCGGCCGAGGCGGUUGACAUUAUUUUACUAUGGUCGAGACGGCUGGCGCUGUGGAGGAAGAAGUGAGCG